AUGACAAACGUCGGCAAUGACGACCCCAAACCUCUGGUUCUUGCAAUUGCAGGUGCAGCAGUCGGUCAUUUCACGCCUGUGCUGCACAUGUGCCAACACCUCAUCAACAAAGGAUUCGAUGUCAGCAUCCUCCAAGCUUCUUACUUCAAGCCUCAAAUCGAAGCCAUCGGAGCAACUUUCAUAGCCCUGGAUAAGGAGUGCGACUGGUGUCAAUAUGAUCUCGCUUUGGCCGGUAAGCCGGACGGCAAGUUUCCGGAGAGGCUUAAGCUGGCUCCCGGUCUAGAAACGUUGGCAUACGACCUCGAGCAUAUAUUCAUGCCGUACAUUCCGUCUCAAGCCAGCUCAAUCCGUCGGGCCUUGGAAGUGACGCAAAGGCGAGAUCCGUCCCGCAAACUCGUCAUGUUGGCGGAGAAUUCAAUCCUGGGUAUCCUUCCCCUCAAGCUGGUCUCGGACGAAAAGCGAGCUCUUGCACCAAAGAUCCUGAACGUCAACGUCGUUCCCCUUACCUAUGAGAGCGUUGACGUGGGGCCUUUCGGCACGGGACUCCCACCAGACUCGACACCAUCCGGCCGUCUCCGCAACAAAAUGUUGCAUGACCUUGUGCGCAAUUUUGCACUGAAGGGCGCGCUGGCAGCAUUGCGCAAAUACCUGAUUGAAGCCGGCGCAGACCCAGAGCACAUCCCUCCCCCAGGUGAGCUCGGCUUCAACAUCGUGUAUCAUCCGCGGGUGUACGAGCGUGUUUUUCAAAUGUGCAUUCCAGAAGUCGAGCUUCCUCGCUCCGACCUUCCUGGUCACAUUGAAUUCGUGGGAGGCCUGCCGCCAAAGCCGGUGCCGAAGGACUACACACUACCAAGUUGGUGGACCGACAUUACCGACAACGCCAGGAUGCCAGAGGUGACGCGUAAGAAGCUGGUUGUAGUCUGUCAGGGAACAUUCGCUACCAACUAUGAGCACGUCAUUCUCCCGACUCUGGAAGGUCUGCGGGAUCGGUCUGACGUACUUGUCGUUGCAAUCUUGGGCAAGGCGGGAGCGGUGCUACGUUCCGACUUCUCGAUUCCAUCCAACGCACGGGUAUCCGACUUCCUCUUAUACGACGUCGUGUUGCCGUUUGCUGAUCUUUGGAUACAAAACGGGGGCUAUGGGGGGUUUCAGCACGGCAUCGCCAACGGUGUUCCAACCCUCCUUGCCGGCGACACUGAAGAUAAGCCAGAGGUGGCGGCUCGGGCAGAGUUCUCGGGUGUUGGACUCAGCUUACACACGGGGAAGCCGAAACCGGAGCAGAUUGCACAUGGGGUGGACGAGGUGCUUGGUAACCCGAAGUACAAGAAGCGCUGCGAAGAGUUGAAAGCUGUGAUGGAAGAAUACAAUUCCCUUGGCAAGAUUGAACAAACUUUGAUAAAUCUGGCAAAAUAG
Molecule: messenger RNA, 1413 nt
Organism: Colletotrichum destructivum
Lineage: Eukaryota; Fungi; Ascomycota; Sordariomycetes; Glomerellales; Glomerellaceae
Exons: 1
Coding region: 1-1413 (470 amino acids)
Molecular function (GO): glycosyltransferase activity
Source: RefSeq, a predicted model, not a curated record